Molecule: messenger RNA, 2577 nt
Organism: Chelmon rostratus (copperband butterflyfish)
Lineage: Eukaryota; Metazoa; Chordata; Actinopteri; Chaetodontiformes; Chaetodontidae
Gene: hnrnpm
Product: heterogeneous nuclear ribonucleoprotein M
Exons: 16
Coding region: 162-2282 (706 amino acids)
Biological process (GO): regulation of mRNA stability involved in response to oxidative stress; alternative mRNA splicing, via spliceosome
Cellular component (GO): cytoplasm; post-mRNA release spliceosomal complex; nucleus
Molecular function (GO): mRNA binding
Source: RefSeq, a predicted model, not a curated record
CACCGCUUUCCGCCAUUUUCAUUUGCUAGUGUCGCAGGAAUCAUUGGCGAAGGCAUUCAUCUAGCAAGUAUUUGUUCUGGUAUCUGUUUUGACGGCGCUUAACUCGUUAAUAUUUACAAGUAUAGUAAAUAAGUAAGAAAGAUACUAAACUGCACAAGAAGAUGUCCACCGAGCAGGCCGAAAAUACUGCCGAGAAAAUAGGCCAGCAGCCGCCGCCCGCGCAGCAGCAGCCGCCGCCGCCGCAGCAGCAGCAGCAGCAGCAGCAGCAGCCGCCGCAGUCGGGAGAAGUGAAUGGGAAAGCCAAGCAUGAGCCCAAUUCAAGCAGGAAGGAGAGGCCCCAGAAGAGAGGUGGAGGUGGGCGCUACGAACCCUACGGAAAUGUGAACAAAAGAUACCGCGUUUUUGUCAGCAACAUCCCAUAUGAUGUGAAAUGGCAAGCCCUCAAAGACCUGAUGAAAGAAAAAGUGGGUGAGGUAACGUACGUGGAACACUUAACGGACGCAGAAGGCAAAUCGAGGGGUUGUGCUGUUGUUGAGUUUAGGACUGAGGAGCUAAUGAAGAAAGCAGUGGAGAAGGUCAACAAGCACAACCUCAAUGGACGACCCCUAAAAGUGAAAGAGGACCCUGAUGGUGUGAUUGCUCAGAGAGAAAUCAACAAGGCUCAUGGUGGAAUGGGUGGGAUGGAUCGUAUGAACAUGGAUCGAAUGGGCCCUGGACCAAAUGGCCCCAUGGUCAACAUUCCUCCUAGCCUGAUGAACAAUCCCAACAUCCCCAAUGAGAUCAUCCAUGGUCUCCAGGCUGGCAGAAUUGGCAGCACUGUCUUUGUGGCUAAUCUUGACUACAAAGUGGGCUGGAAGAAGCUGAAGGAGGUAUUCAGUAUGGCGGGCAUGGUGGUGAGAGCUGACAUUCUGGAGGACAAGGAUGGAAAAAGCAGAGGCAUGGGCACAGUAACAUUUGAUAUGCCCCUUGAAGCAGUCCAAGCUGUCUCUAUGUUCAAUGGGCAGCUGUUAUUCAACAGAGUCAUGCACGUCAAACUGGAUGAGAAAUCCCUGCCAAAGGACUUUGGACCCCCCGACAGAGCUCCUGCUCUUCCCCGUGGCCUGAGUGGUAUUGGUUUGGGCCUAGGACCUGGUGGCCAGCCCAUCGAUGCUAACCAACUCAACAGAGGAGGUGGAGGAAUGGGCAACAUGGGCCCUGGAGGAAUGGAUGGAAUGGGCUUUGGCAACAUGGGAGGUCGUAUGGGAGGAGGGGGAGGAGGAGGAGGAGCAGCAGCAGCAGCAGGAGGAGGAGGAGGAGGAGGUGGAAUGGACAACUUUGGAGGAAUGAACAACAUGGAUCGCUUUAGUUCUUCAGGGAUGGGAAGAAUGAACGAGAUGGACCGUGGGAUUGGUGGUGCUUUUGACAGGGAGUUUGGGCGAAAUGAAAUGGGAAUGUCUCGCAAUAAUUUUGGAGACUCGUUUGAGAGAGGAAUGGGAAACUCCAUGGGUAUGGACCGCAUGAACUCUGGAAUGGAACGCCUGGGUGCCAGCAUGGACCGCAUGGCAGGGAUGGACCGGAUGGAUAGGAUGGGCAUGGACAGGAUGGACCGCGUGUCUGACCUGGACAGGCUGGGUUCUGGGUUCGACCGGAUGGGCUCGGGGAUGGACCGGCUGGGGCCCAGUAUGGACAGGCUUGGACCUGGCCUGGACCGUAUGAGCUCCAGCAUGGACCGCCUUGGCCCAGCUGGGUUCGACCGCCUAGGCCCGUCUGGUUUGGAUCGCAUGGGUUCUGGCCUGGACUUUGGCUCUCCAAUGGGUAUGGAUCGCAUGGGCAACACCGGGCUCGACAGAAUGGCCAACAGCUUCGACCGCAUCGGUUCCACUGGAGGACUUGACCGCUUCCCCUCUGGUGGCCUUGACCGCAUGAGCUCUGGCAUGGAUCGGAUGGGGUCUGGAAGUGUUGGUGGUCAGUUUGAUCGCUCUGCUGACCUGGAUCGUGGAUUUGGUGGCAAUUCCUUCGGAGGAGCUGGAGGGCCUGGAACCGGGGGAGGCAAUGUCAGGAAGGGUUGCCAGAUCUUUGUCAGAAAUCUGCCAUUUGACUUCACCUGGAAGAUGCUGAAGGAUACCUUCAAUACAUGCGGCAUGGUUCAGUAUGCUGAUAUUAAGAUGGAAAAUGGCAAGUCCAAGGGCUGUGGUGUGGUUCGCUUCGACAACCCUGAAACCGCUGAGCGCGUCUGCCGGACCAUGAAUGGCUAUCGGCUGAAUGGAAGAGAAAUUGAUGUUAGGAUUGAUAGGAAUGCAUAAUUUGUUUGUCUCCUUUACAUCUGACAUCUCAUUUAGUCUCUGAUGUCCAAACGCUCUGUAUUUUCUGAAUUGCCCUUCAUUCAUCGUAUUCAUAUUCAGUUGGUUUGUUAGAUAUUUGUAACAGUGAAAAUGUAUUUUAGUUAGUAUUUUGUCAAGGUGAAAGUGUUUUAGUUCUUGCUUAAAUUUUACUUUUUUUAGAGACCAAAUUUUUAAUUUUUUUUCUGUCUCACUUCAUCUGUCGUUGCCUUUACUCUAUAAGGUGUUUUGAUAAAAUAAACUUCAAUAUUUGAAAUGC